UUCAAUUUACGUUUAAAACGAUAAGAACGUUUUACGUCUAAUAUUUCGACUCGGAAUGGUUUAUUUAUUUCAUUAUUAUAUUUUUUUCUACUGCCUCGAUGAGCAAAUUUUGACAAAAUUGAGUUUUUUCAUUUCAUUCUGAUAAAAGAAUUAAAUUGACUGGCUACAAAGUAUUUAUUUUCAGGACUACAUUUCAACAUCAACAAUAACGAAACCGAUAAUUACCGAAAAAAAAACCUAAUUAGUACAUGAGUUAUUUUUGUAAGUAACGUCAUUAAGAAUAAGUCACAUAAUGUUUCCUUAUUUAAUAAAGAGAAUUUUGUUGUAUGAUAAGAAAUAAAACACGGAACGGAAAUUAUUGCUUUAGAUUCAUUAACUUGUUGUGUUUAGUCGUCGUAACAAACAUCAUUAAAGUUCAAGCAAUAUAAAGAUAAUCGCCUAAAAACAUUAUUUCAAAGUAAAAAUAAUAAAUGCCACGCGAGUGCCGGUUGUGUAAUUAAGAGGUAAAAUAGUAAUGAUGGAUAAAUUUAUUUAUUUUAACUCAAUUAUGAUUUUAAUUGGUUUCUUGACGAUAAUAUUGUCAAACUUUACUGUGAAAACUGAAAAUUUUCACUUCCAUCUCCGAGGAGUCAAUGAAACCGUUGAAACGAAAUUUCCAGAUAAUUUUAUGCUCGGUGCAGGUUCUUCUGCGUUUCAAACCGAAGGCGCAUGGAAUGUAUCUCAAAAGGGUGAAUCGAUUUGGGACAGAAUGACUCACAAAAAGCCGCAUAAAAUAGUCGAUGGAUCUAACGCCGAUUUCGCAACUAAUUUUUACAAUAUGUAUAAAACAGACAUUAGUCUAAUUAAACAGAUAAACGGAAACGCGUAUCGAAUAUCGAUAUCAUGGUCGAGAGUCAUGCCAACAGGUUUCAGUAAUAAUAUCAAUAUCGAUGGAAUAUUGUACUACAAUAAUGUAAUAAAUGAAAUGAUCAGACAAAAUAUUACACCUCUUGUAACGAUAUACCACUGGGAUCUGCCUCAAAAAUUACAAGAUCUAGGCGGAUGGACGAAUCCCUUCAUUGUCGAUUGGUUCGUCGAUUAUGCUCAGGUGCUUUUCACCGCGUUCGGAGAUAGGGUCAAAUAUUGGAUUACAAUAAAUGAACCUUCAGUAAUGUGUUAUUUUGGUUAUAACGGAGAGUUUGCGCCUGGAAUAAAUCAAUCUGGUGUGGGUGAUUAUCUGUGUGGUCAUCAUGCUUUAAUAGCUCACGCUAGAACAUACCGGAUGUAUCAACAAGAAUUUCGUAAUCAACAGAAUGGCCAAGUAGGAAUAGGAUUAUUAUUGACAUGGCAGUCCCCUGAAAAACCAAAUGAUCAUAAAGAAGUGUUAGGGGCUGAACUAUCUUGGGAGUUUUGGAACAGCUGGUUUUUGCAUCCGAUAUUUUCAAAACAUGGUGACUAUCCCCAUUCAAUGAAACACCGGAUAUCACAACUUAGUCAUCACCAAGGAUUUCCUCGCUCACGGUUGCCAAAAUUAACGAAAAAUCAAAUUCAGAUGAUACUAAAUUCGGUUGAUUAUUUGGGGAUUAAUUUUCAUUACUCAGUAGUUGUAAAAAAAUUGCUAAGGCAUCGUUCUAAAACAAUAGUAUCUUUUACAGAAGAUACAGGAAUGACUUCAAUUUUUUCGACAACUGCCGAAUCUAAAUGUACACCAUCGGAAAUGUCGAAGGCGAUACAACAUAUGUUGAAGCUGUAUAAGAAUAUUCCGUCUAUAAUCAUCACCGAGAAUGGAUACGAAGAUGACGGCGGGUUAACUGACAAAAAUCGUGCCCAUUUUUAUCACCACAAUCUUUAUCAAGUGUUGAAACUAAUCUCACAGGGUGUAAAUAUUCGCGGCUAUUUUGCAUGGUCGCUCACCGAUAGCUUCGAAUGGCUCCGAGGUUACUCAAAAAGAUACGGAAUUUUUUCAGUUAAUUUUACUGACCCUCAAUUGCCUAGAAUGCCCAAAUUGUCGUCCAAAGUUAUAAGUCAAAUUUACAAAAAUAGAACUGUUUUAAAUUCUUUUACGCUUGUCCACUAAAAUAAUUUAAAAAAUUUUAGGUUUAAAAAAAAUAAUUAAGUUAUUGGAGUCUUCUUAUUUUGGCGAAAUAAAAAUCAAAAAAUGAAUUUAUUACAACUCAUUAAAAGAACACGGACUGUCAGAUUUUUCAAUUGAUAUUUUUUUUUUCUUGUACUAAAGACUCUUUCAAUAGCAAUUAAUUUUAUUACAUAUAAAUUAAAGUAAUUACCAUAAAAACUCUAUCAAUAAUUUUGAUCGAAAAAAAUAAAGAAAAAAAUAUUUUUUUUUCCCAUUCGAAAAAAAGAAGGUCAUAUAAAUAAAUAUCAAUAGAUCUGAAGUGAGAGAGCCGAUAUCAGAUUCUUCCAUUAAAAGAUCCUCAAUGCAGCGGAAUAGUCAUAAAGGUAUGUAUAACUACAGCCUGGGAAGGUAUUUACAUCGUCUAGAUAUAUACCACACAACCACUUAUAAAGUGCUUGUACUGAGUUACGAGAGAGUGAGGCACCAAUAUGAUGCAACGCUUGAUUAAGAUCAUUACGAGUGAUACGCGGAUCGUCAUCCUCGCUGGCGCGAUCGAUCGCUCGGAUCCGCCUACGUCGAUGAUUUACC
Microplitis mediator is the source of this 2641-nucleotide messenger RNA. Its product is annotated as myrosinase 1-like. The record is from RefSeq and is a predicted model, not a curated record. Gene Ontology annotation, biological process: carbohydrate metabolic process. NCBI's taxonomy places the organism in Eukaryota, Metazoa, Arthropoda, Insecta, Hymenoptera, Braconidae. The transcript is spliced from 6 exons. Gene Ontology annotation, molecular function: beta-glucosidase activity. The coding region runs from base 515 to 2056 and encodes 513 amino acids.